AAUAAAAGGGAGCCCGGUUAACACCAAAGCUCCGGAAAAAAAAAAAACUCUUCUCUCGUUAUCGUUGUCGACGACAUCAGACUCUAAAGCCAAAUCAAAGUUAGUUAAAGAAGAGAGGAGAAGAGGAUGGUGGGAAGUGGAGCUCCACAGAGAGGAAGUGCAGCUGCAGCUGCAAGCAUGCGUAGGAGGAAGCCUAGUGGAAGUGGUGGAGGAGGAGCCUCUGGUGGUGGUGGUGCGGCGGGCUCCAUGCUUCAGUUCUACACCGAUGACGCACCUGGUCUCAAGAUCUCCCCUAAUGUUGUACUUGUGAUGAGCAUCGGUUUCAUUGCUUUCGUCGCUGUCCUUCAUGUCAUGGGCAAGCUCUAUUUUGUCAAGUAAUGAUGAGCAGAGAGGCUUGUAACACACACAGUGAUCAGAAUGUUAGAGAAUGGUUUUAAGUUUUAACUUAUGUUUUUAAUUUUUGUGGAAUAUAAACCAUCUUGAAAACUCUACUUUCUUGUCAUUUAAAGUUUCCAUGUUCUUCUUUCAA
This is a messenger RNA of Brassica rapa (field mustard), 529 nucleotides long. RefSeq names its product protein transport protein Sec61 subunit beta. Lineage: Eukaryota; Viridiplantae; Streptophyta; Magnoliopsida; Brassicales; Brassicaceae. Gene Ontology annotation, cellular component: Sec61 translocon complex. The record is from RefSeq and is a predicted model, not a curated record. Gene Ontology annotation, biological process: intracellular protein transport.